Oncorhynchus masou masou (cherry salmon) is the source of this 1581-nucleotide messenger RNA. Its product is annotated as dentin sialophosphoprotein-like. Lineage: Eukaryota; Metazoa; Chordata; Actinopteri; Salmoniformes; Salmonidae. The record is from RefSeq and is a predicted model, not a curated record.
AUGUAUCUGACACGGAGCCAAAUUAAUUCAUAUGGCAGCAGCAGCAGUAGUAACAGCAGCAGCAGCGACAGUAGUAACAGCAGCAGCAGGGACAGUAGUAACAGCAGCAGUGACAGUAGUAACAGCAGCAGCAGCGACAGUAGUAACAGCAGCAGCAGUGACAGUAGUAACAGCAGCAGCAGCGAAGGUAGUAACAGCAGCAGUGACAGUAGUAACAGCAGCAGCAGCGACAGUAGUAACAGCAGCAGCGACAGUAGUAACAGCAGCAGCAGCGAAGGUAGUAACAGCAGCAGUGACAGUAGUAACAGCAGCAGUGACAGUAGUAACAGCAGCAGCAGCGACAGUAGUAGCAGCAGCAGCAGCAGCAACAGUAGUAACAGCAGCAGCAGCGAAGGUAGUAACAGCAGCAGUGACAGUAGUAGCAGCAGCAGCAGCAACAGUAGUAACAGCAGCAGCGACAGUAGUAGCAGCAGCAGCAGUGACAGUAGUAACAGCAGCAGCAGCAACAGUAGUAACAGCAGCAGCAGCGAAGGUAGUAACAGCAGCAGUGACAGUAGUAGAAGCAGCAGCAGUGACAGUAGUAACAGCAGCAGCAGCAACAGUAGUAACAGCAGCAGCAGCGAAGGUAGUAACAGCAGCAGUGACAGUAGUAGCAGCAGCAGCAGCAACAGUAGUAACAGCAGCAGCGACAGUAGUAACAGCAGCAGUGACAGUAGUAGCAGCAGCAGCAGCAACAGUAGUAACAGCAGCAGCAACAGUAGUAACAGCAGCAGCAGCGAAGGUAGUAACAGCAGCAGUGACAGUAGUAGCAGCAGCAGCAGCAACAGUAGUAACAGCAGCAGCGACAGUAGUAACAGCAGCAGUGACAGCCAACAGCGUAGUAACAGCAGCAGCAGUGACAGUAGUAACAGCAGCAGCAGCGACAGUAGUAACAGCAGCAGUGACAGUAGUAACAGCAGCAGUGACAGUAGUAGCAGCAGCAGCAGUGACAGUAGUAGCAGCAGCAGCAGCAACAGUAGUAACAGCAGCAGUGACAGUAGUAGCAGCAGCAGCAGCAACAGUAGUAACAGCAGCAGCGACAGUAGUAACAGCAGCAGCAGCGACAGUAGUAACAGCAGCAGUGACAGUAGUAGCAGCAGCAGCAGCGACAGUAGUAACAGCAGCAGAGACAGUAGUAAUAGCAGCAGCAGCGACAGUAGUAACAGCAGCAGCAGCGACAGUAGUAACAGCAGCAGCAGCGACAGUAGUAACAGCAGCAGCGACAGUAGUAACAGCAGCAGCAGCGACAGUAGUAACAGCAGCAGCAGCGACAGUAGUAACAGCAGCAGCAUCAACAGUAAUAACAGCAGCAGCAGCAACAGUAGUAACAGCAGCAGCGACAGUAGUAACAGCAGCAGCAGCGACAGUAGUAACAGCAGCAACAGCGACAGUAGUAACAGCAGCAGUGACAGUAGUAACAGCAGCAGCAGCGACAGUAGUAACAGCAAGCAGCGACACAGCGACAGUAGUAACAGCAGCAGCAGCGACAGUAGUAACAGCAGCAGCAACAGUAGUAAUAGCAGCAGCAGCGACAGUAGUAAC